Molecule: messenger RNA, 198 nt
Organism: Aspergillus neoniger CBS 115656
Lineage: Eukaryota; Fungi; Ascomycota; Eurotiomycetes; Eurotiales; Aspergillaceae
Exons: 2
Coding region: 1-198 (65 amino acids)
Source: RefSeq, a predicted model, not a curated record
AUGUCUAGGCUUUUCAGUACAACAGUCCGGACCCUCCUUGAGUGGACUGGAUUUGAUAGGCACAGGCUAUCCGACACCUGGAAGGCGGCUGUGGAAAAGUUUACCCAGCCUGGUGGUGAUGCUGAAUCUAGACUCGGAAAGAUACACUCCGUCAACAUCAAGCAGGUAUUCGCCGGACUUGCAAUGGUACCCAUCUAA